Naegleria fowleri is the source of this 6333-nucleotide messenger RNA. RefSeq lists its product as uncharacterized. The transcript is spliced from 2 exons. NCBI's taxonomy places the organism in Eukaryota, Heterolobosea, Eutetramitea, Acrasida, Naegleriidae. Gene Ontology annotation, molecular function: endopeptidase inhibitor activity. The record is from RefSeq and is a predicted model, not a curated record. Bases 1 to 6333 code for a protein of 2110 amino acids.
AUGUUCCUUCCAAACAACCCAACCCUCCCACAGCCCAUCCUGAAUCCUCCAAUAUUUGGUCAAAUUGGUUUAUAUGGCUCGAUAGGAUCUGCAAUUAAUGAUGAUGAAAGCAUCAAGAUCACUGUGAGAGAACCCUUACCGCAGGAUAUGAAACGUGCAUGGUUAAUGGCAGAGAGUCGUAGUAGUAGUGGUAAUAGUGAUUACAACAGUGUUGCCAAUCGAUCCUUUAACGAAAAAUCUGUUGAAGUUUUGACCUCUCUCGGAGAAGAGGAAAUUCGUUCACUGUUGAAACGGAUUCCACCGAUCCAACAACAUGAUCGAAUGGAAGAAGGUGAAGAGGAUUUUUUCGUGAGAGAAAAAUCACUCAAAGCACCAAUCACAGCAGAAAUCAUCUCUCAAGAAUUUCCACCUUCUCAAAGUUAUGAAAAACCAGAAGAACUCAUUCAAGAAGAGAAAGAAUUGAUGGGAUCAGAAUUAAUGGUAGUUCGUUAUUUACCUGAAGGUAGUCUCUCUGAUGCAUCUGUUCCAUAUUUGAGUGUAACUUUUUCACAACCAAUGGUUUCAGUUUCAAGCGUUGAACAUGUGGAAUUGGAUGAAAAUGUUCCUGUUUGUAUUGAACCCUUACCAAAGAAAGGAGGAAAAUUCAAAUGGUUAGGAACAAAAACACUUAUUUAUGAACCUGUUUAUCGUUUUGACAUGUCCACCAAAUAUAAUGUCACCAUUAAGGCAGCAACAAGAUCUAAAAUUGGUGGUAUUUUGAAACAAGAUGUAAAGUUUUCUUUUGAGACACCAAAACUUUAUUUGAGAGAUUAUUUACCAAAAUAUCAUGGUUCAUUCCCUCUCAAUGAAUUUCCAAUUUUUUAUUUGGAAUUUGAUCAAGAGAUUCAUCCUGAAAGUGUUUUACCAUUUGUGAAUGUGGAUACGACGUCUGAACAAACAUUGAAACUUGUUUCCAAUGAUGGAAGAUCUGAAACACCUUCUGUCAAGGAAUAUAUUUUAGGACUCAUGAAAGAGUUGAAUAUUGAAAAGAAAGCCUCCAAUAUUUAUUAUUCAUACCUCUCAAAAUUAGAGAAUGCUCCAAAACAACGACAUUUAUGGUUCACAUUUUCAGGUCAAGGUUUGAAUCAGAGAAUUGAAAGUUUGAAUGUGACUGUUAAAGAAGGAGUGAAAGGACUUGAAGGUCCAUUACCCACUGAAAAACCAUCCACAUUUCAUGUUAAGAAUUAUCCUUCAUUUACAAUUAUUCAUUCUCAUGAACCUCCCUAUCUUCCAAUGCAACCAUUAAGCAUCUCCUUUUCAAAUCCUAUUGAUCUUGAAACCUUUGAUGAACAUUCAGUGAAAGUUGAGCCUUUCAUUGAAAGAAUGGAAUUGAAUCCAAAUGAUAAUCAUCUCAUCAUUAGAGGAAAAAUUAAGGGCAAUACAACUUAUAAGGUCACAUUCAAUACCUUGCAAGAUGUUUGGGGACAACAUCUUUGUGGCAACAAAUUCAAAACAUUCAACAUUGGAAAUGCUGCACAAUCUCUUCAAGCUUUACAAAAUGGUGUCAUUGUUUUAGAUCCAACAGUGAAUACGAAACCAACUUUCUCUGUGGUUACAAUGAAUUUAGAUGCCAUUCAUUGUCGCGUGUUUCAAGUGGAACCUGAAGAAUACAAUCAAAGUAUCUUUAGUUAUAAUGCAUACAGUAACACCUCAGAACAUAAAUUUCCUGGAAAACAAGUACUUGAUGCAACUUUGAUCAACACUAAUGGAAAACAAGAUGAGCCAUGUGAUACUGAUAUUGAUUUAUCACUUUUACUUCAAUAUCCAAAAGAAAACAUUGGACAAUUAUUUAUUGUUGUUGAACCAGAGAGAAACAGUUGGAAAGGAACUUGGAAUCGUCGACCCAUUCAUCAAGCAUGGAUUCAAGUGACAAAACUUGCGAUCGAUGCCAUUUAUGACAACUCGGAUUGUACUUUAUAUUAUUGGGUAAAUUCAUUGAUGGAUGGAUCCAUGAUCAAAGAAAAUAUUAUUGUGAAAAGUGGAUCUAUUUCAAGUACUCCUGAUCGAGAGAGUGGUAUUGGAAUGAUCACGAAAAAGAUCACUCAAGUGAAUAGCUAUUGUCCAAUUGUUGCAUUCCAUGGAAAUGACAAAUGUUUCAUUCCAGAUGUUUAUUUCACUCGUCAUUACGAACAAUCAGGAAUUAUUUAUCAAAUUUUCAAUGAUCGAGGAUUAUACAAACCUGGAGAGACCGUUUCAAUUAAGGGAAUUGUUAGAGAAAUUGUAAGAGAUCCAAUUAAGAAGAAGUACAAUGUUGAAUUUCCAAAACACGAUCAUUACAAGACAUGUCCAUUCGUGGUACAAGAUUCACGUUCAAGCAAGUAUCAUUCUGGUAGUAUAACUCUCUCAUCCAAUGGAACAUUUGAUUUCACAUUCACCAUUCCAGAUCAUGCAAAUUUAGGAAAUCACUUUAUUCAUUUCAGUCGAUUGUCCAUGUCUCAUUCGUUCAAAGUCCAAGAAUUUAGAACACCUGAAUUCAACUCGAGUUGUAAUAUUCAACCUGGAACUUUUGUUGUAAAUGGUCCACCUGCUUUGUGUACUACUCGAGCUCAGUAUUACAGUGGUGGUGGCAUCUCUGGAGGUACUUGCUCAUACAUCAUUAGACAACGUCCAACAAGUUAUGUUCCACCUAAUCGAAGUGGAUAUUCAUUUGGAAAGAACGAUUCAUCAUCAUCACCAUUUGGAAACUUUUUUUAUGGAAUGUAUUCUCCUUCCAUGACAGGAAAUUUCUCCACUUUUCAAGGAAUGACUGAUAUGAAUGGAGAACAUCAAAUUGCAUUAUUAUUUGAAGAAAGUAAUAGAAUUGACAAAGUUCCAAUAUCAGUCACAAUUGAAUCAACAGUUCAAGACAUUAAUAGACAAACCAUUUCUUCAAAAACAUCAUUUGUGGUUCAUCCAUGUAAAUAUUAUUGUGGAUUGAAAUUUGGAAAACAAUUCACGAAACCAAACACACCUGUCAUGGUAUCCUUGUUGACCACAAACAUUAAUGGUGAAUUGAUAGAAAACAUUGAUAUGAAUCUCACUGUUACAACACAUGUGAAGGUGAAAAAAGGAUUCAAAUAUGUUCAAGAAAAAGUUGAAAUUCUCAAAAAGACAUUUAAAUCAAAUGCAGAGACACCAAUUGAAUUUCCAGUUCAAUUUGAAACAGGAGGGACUUUUGAUUUUCAUGUUUCCAUUCGUGAUACUGAAAGUGGAUUACAAAAAUCAUGUUCCAAUUCACUCUAUGUCAUUGGUGGAAAGAACAUGAGAGAAGAACGAGUUGGAAAAGUAUUACAACAAAAAUCUCUUUUACUUAUUCCCGAUAAGAAUGAAUAUCAUGUUGGAGAUAAGGCAACUAUUCUCAUUCAAUCACAAUUGGAUGGAUAUUUAUAUGGUUUAUUAACUAUGAGUAUGGAUGGAAUAUUUGAAAAACCAAUUCCAGUUGAAAUUGAUCCAUCCAUUGGAUGUACUGAAUUUUCAUUUAUCAUUACAAAAGAUCACAUUCCCAAUGUUAGAAUUUCGGUAGAAAUGAGUGGAUCUGAAUCAAGAGUGGACCAUGUUGGAAAUAUUUUGAAUCAUGAACCAAAACAACCUGUAUUUGCCUCUGGAACUUGUUCCAUUAAUGUUUCAAGAUUAAGUCAUGAAUUACAAGUUGAAGUGAAACCUGAAAAGCAAUUUCUGACACCUGGCUCUUCAACAUUGAUUCAAGUGACUGUGAGAGAUGCACUCACUCAGCAAUUAGUACCAAACAGUGAAGUUUGUGUUGUGGCUGUGGAUGAAGCAGUUCUCUCAUUGACCGGAUAUCAAAUUUCAAAUCCUCUCGAUACAUUUAUUACUUCAAGAAAUGCAUCAUGCACUUCAAGAUGGUCUCUUCGAAGUAAUGUUUUUGUCAAGAGCUACAAUGACAUUGUAUUUGUAGCUCCAAUUAGAUUAGACAAUGCCAUGAAUUGUUGUGAUAUUUCUGGAUGCACUGAGAACUGUUUCUUUGCACCAUGCGCUUGUCAUUGUCACCAGCAGUGUCUACCACAAGCUGCUUGCUAUUCCACUCUUGGAGGAUUAGCUACAGAAGAGCCAUCUCAAGCAAUUGCUAUUAGAAGUAAUUUCAAUCCUCUUGCAGUAUUUAGUCCAAAAGCAAUGACUGAUGCCGAUGGUAUUGCCACGGUGAACGCCACACUUCCAGAUAAUUUAACCAAGUAUCGAAUUACAGCAGUGGCUUUGAAAGAUGAGAGUCAUUUUGGAAUAUCAGAAUCUUCAAUGGUUUCUCAAUUACCUUUGAAUAUUAGACCAUCACUUCCAAGAUUUUUGAAUUUUGGAGAUUGUGCAGAAUUUACUUGUGUUUUACAAAAUCAAACUCUCAUUGAUUUGAAUGUACAUGUUGCUAUUCGGUUCACAAAUUUACGUUUAUUGGAUGAAUCAAAAAGAGGUUUAAAUGUUAAAAUUCCUGCAUUGAGUAGACAUGAAUUAAGAUUUCCAAUGAGCACCGAAAAAGUUGGAAUUGCACGUUUUCAAGUUGGAGUUUCCAUUUCAAAUAGAGGAAUUAACUUUGGUGAUGCUGUUGAAAAAGAAAUUCGAGUAUACACACCUGCAACCACAGAAGGAUUUGCAACCUAUGGUGAAAUUGAUCAAAAUGGAAACGUUUUUCAACCAAUUCGUACACCUGAAAAUGUUUAUUCACAAUUUGGUGGUAUCAACAUUAGCACAAGCUCAACUGCAUUAUCUUCAUUAACUGAUGCGUUUAUUUAUUUAUAUUCAUAUCCAUUUGAAUGUUGUGAACAAUUGGCAAGCAAAAUAUUAAGCAUUGUUGCAUUGAAAGAUGUAUUGCAAGCAUUUCAUGUUCCAAAUCUUCCAAGUGAGACAGAAAUGAAUGAAUUGGUCCAAAAAAGUAUUCAAAUAUUGGAAAAUAGACAAUAUCCAUCAGGUGGUUAUUCCUAUUGGUCUUAUGAUCGCUCAAUUAUUUCACCCUAUGUGACAUGUCAUGUUGCACAUUCAUUCGCUCGAGCAAAGAAUGCAGGAUAUCAAGUGAAUUCAAAUACCAUUUCCAAAUUAUUGAAUGUUCUCAAAACGAUUGAACAUUAUUGUAAUGACUAUUCUGAAGAGAGUAUUCGUUCUAUUAAGGCCUAUGCCUAUUAUUGUGCAUCAUUAUUAGGUGAUCAAGAAGUGAAAUAUUUAGCAGAACAAUUUUACAAAAAAGAAGUGCAAAAUGUAAAUUUAGAAUAUUUGGCUUGGAUUGCAACAACAUUGUAUUUAUGUAACUCAAAAACAGCAAAUUCCACAGUGAAAAAAAUAAUUGAAACUUUAUGUAAGAAAGUGAAUGAAACAGCACAAACUGCAAAUUUUGUGACAAGUUAUGGAGACGCUCAAAAUUCCAAGUUAAUCAUGCUUCAUUCAAAUCGAAGAACUGAUGGAAUUUGUUUAGAAGCAUUGAUAACCAUUACUCCUGAAAAUACAAUCAUUCCAAAAAUUGUAAAAGGAUUAUUAGCUCACAAGAAGAAGGGAAGAUGGGGAAAUACUCAAGAAAAUUCAUUCAUCUUACUUGCAUUGAAUACAUAUUUUAGAACUUUUGAAGGUGUAACACCAAACUUUGUGACAAGAAUGUGGCUUGGUGAUGAUUAUUGUGGUGAACAAGAAUUUGUUGGACGUUCAAAAGAUGAAAAAUUGCUUAAAAUUCCAAUGUCUUAUUUAGUAGAGGGCAAUUUCAAUAGUGCUGGAUCAUCAUCCUCUUUAACAACAAACAACUCACAAAGCAAAACAUUAAUCAUUUCAAAACAAGGUGAAGGAAGAUUAUAUUAUAGAAUUGGAAUGGAUUAUGCUCCAAAGAAUAAUGUGUUAGAGGCACUUGAUUACGGAUUUCAAGUGGAAAGAAAUUAUGAACAUGUCACACAAUCAGAACAUGUUAAAUUUGAUAGUGAAAGAAAUUGUUGGAGAUUUAAAGCAGGUGAAUUGGUGAGAGUGAAAAUUCGUGUCACAAAUACAAGUCGAAGAUAUCAUGUGGCAUUGGUUGACAUGUUACCUUCAGGAUUGGAAGCAAUUAAUCCUGAAUUGAAAGGAACAACCUCUACUGCUGAAAUCAGCGCUAAUAUCCAUCACCGUGGAUUUUAUUGUUGGUGGAGUCGACCAUGGUAUGAACAUCACAACAUUCGUAAUGAAAGAGUGGAGGCGUUUUCAUCUUUGUUGUGGGAAGGAAUUCAUGAAUUUAAUUAUGUGGCAAGAGCAACAAGUAUAGGCAGUUUUGUCAUUCCACCAGCCAAAGCCGAAGAAAUGUAUACUCCAGAAAUAUUUGGAAGAUCCUCCACUGCAUUUUCUGAAGUGUAUGAGUGA